GCAGGCGCACUUGUUGAUCGCGUCCGCAUGGUUAACGAUCUUGUUUACCCAGAGUGUCGUGCCGUUAUUAACAUCUGCAAUUUUCUUAACACCCGUUCAAUUGGAUUUCGUCCAUCCGAAGACCACGCAACGAAAACCGGUACAUCUGAUACCAUGGAGCCUUCCAUUGUGCGCUUCUACCGGAGCCCUGCCUACACGGAAGCCAAAGCCGAAGAAAUCUUAAAGAGGCUUCAAGCCGUAGACGCGGGUAUCAAAUCUAUCGUCACCGAGUUAUGCUACCACGUGGAAACAUCUAGCGGAACUCUGACCGAAGGAGAUCUGGAGCAGUUGAAGUGGGUUCUUCAAAAUCCGUUUGAGCCGCAAAAGGUGACCAGGGAGAGUCAAUUGAAAGAAGCGACAGUAGAAGUCGGUCCGAGAUUGAACUUUUCCACGUCCAAAUCAACGAACGCCGUUUCGAUUUGCCACUCGUUGGGUCUGAAGAAUGUCGUAAGGUUGGAAGUGUCGCGUCGCUUCCAAAUCGAAUCUACCGGAAAAAUCAGUGCUGAUGUUUCUGCUGUGCUUUUUGAUCGCAUGACCGAAUGCCUCUACACACCGGAAAACAUCCCGAAGAGAAGCUUCAAUGAGAAAUUGGUGAAGUUCGAGAACAUCAGAGAUGUAGAUGUGCUGGGAAAAGGGCGAGAUGCUCUGAUCGACAUCGAUAAAGAGUUGGGAUUGGCUUUCGAUUCCGCUGAUCUGGACUAUUACACUGAUCUCUUCAAGAACGUGCUGAAACGUAACCCGACCAGCGUUGAGUGUUUUGAUUUGGCGCAAUCCAACAGCGAGCACAGCAGACAUUGGUUCUUCAAGGGCAAGAUGAUCGUGGACGGUAUUGAGUACGAGGAAUCUCUGAUCGAUAUGGUCAUUAGGACGCAGGAUCACACCAAUCAGAACAACGUCAUCAAGUUUAGCGACAACAGCAGCGCCAUGAAGGGAUUCGUUCACAGGAGUUUGAGACCGACGAAGCCAGGGAAAGUUUGCGACUUUAAAACUGCUGAGGUAAAAACAGAUCUAACAUUUACCGCUGAGACGCAUAACUUUCCAACGGGUGUGGCUCCCUUCAGUGGGGCAACUACCGGACCUGGAGGUCGUCUCCGUGAUGUCCAAUCGGUUGGACGAGGCGGGUACUGCAUCGCCGGAACGGCUGGAUAUUCUGUUGGAAACUUGAACAUUCCAGGUUAUUCUUUGGAUUGGGAAGACGGUAGUUUCAAGUAUCCUAGCAACUUUGCGUCGCCAUUGGAGAUCAUCGUGGAGGCUAGCAAUGGCGCUUCGGAUUACGGAAACAAAUUCGGAGAACCGAUGAUCGCUGGUUUCGUGAGAUCUUUCGGCAUGGUGGAUUCGGAUGGGGAGCGCAAGGAGUGGAUAAAACCAAUAAUGUUCAGCGGUGGAAUAGGAAUGAUGGAAGCAGACAUGACGAACAAAUUGAAACCCGAGGUGGGCAACCAAAUCGUGAAGAUCGGCGGUCCGGUGUACAGGAUCGGAGUCGGCGGUGGAGCCGCUUCUUCGGUGGAGGUGCAGGGCGACAAUAAGGUCGAAUUAGAUUUCAACGCUGUGCAGCGUGGAGACGCCGAAAUGGAGAACAAAUUGAAUCGCGUGGUCAAAGCCUGCUUGGAAUCUGGAAAAUCGAAUCCGAUUUUGAGCAUUCACGAUCAAGGCGCCGGGGGAAAUGGAAACGUUCUGAAGGAAUUGGUGGAGCCGGUUGGAGGUGUCAUCUACGCGAAUCGCUUCGAUUUGGGCGAUCCGACAAUUAACUCUUUGGAACUGUGGGGAGCCGAGUAUCAAGAGAGCAACGCUCUAUUAUGCUCGAAGGAUGAUAUGGGUACUUUGAAGGAAAUCUGCAAGAGGGAGAGGUGCCCUGUUAACUUUGUAGGAGAGGUUACCGAUACCGGAAGGGUCGUUCUCACGCUGGACGAUGAGCAGAAGAAUGUGCCGUUCAAUUUAAAUUUGGACCACGUUUUAGGUAAAAUGCCUAGAAAAGUGUAUAAAUUGGAUAGGAAAACGACGGUUUGCAAACCAUUGGUAUUGCCUGACGAUAUUUCCAUUUACAAGGCUUUGGAGAGGGUGCUUCGAUUGCCUUCUGUUGGCAGCAAAAGAUAUCUUACCAAUAAAGUUGAUAGAUGUGUUACUGGGUUGAUCGCUCAACAGCAAUGCGUCGGUCCACUUCAUACGCCUUUAGCGGACGUUGCUGUUACUGCAAUAUCUCAUUUCGGUUAUGAAGGAAUAGCUUCAUCUAUUGGUGAACAGCCAAUCAAAGGAUUGGUGAAUAAUAAGGCUGGAGCCAGGAUGACUGUAGCCGAAUCUCUUAGUAACUUGGUCUUUGCCGCUAUAAGCGAUUUGAAGGAUGUCAAAUGCAGCGGAAACUGGAUGUGGGCCGCAAAGUUGCCAGGCGAAGGAGCUGCUUUAUAUGACGCUUGCGUUGCGAUGACUUCUAUAAUGUCCGAACUGGGUAUCGGCGUCGAUGGCGGAAAAGAUUCUCUCUCGAUGGCUGCAAGAGUUGGGAAAGACACUGUUAAAGCACCCGGAACAUUGGUAGUUUCCACUUAUGCCCCUUGCCCGGAUGUCCGUAAAGUUGUCACACCUGACUUGAAGGCACCCAGCAUGGGUACUAAAGGCGUCUUGUUAUUUGUCGACCUUUCGAAUGGUCAUAACCGAUUGGGAGGAUCGGCUUUGGCGCAAUGCUACAAGCAACUGGGGGACGAUUCGCCCGAUGUCGAGAAAACCGAAGACCUUGUAAACGCUUUCAAAGUAACGCAGGAGUUGAUAAAAGAUGGAUCCGUGCUUUCCGGACACGACGUCAGCGACGGAGGUUUAAUCACAACACUCUUGGAGAUGUGUUUUGGUGGUAUUAGCGGUAUCAACGUUAACAUCAGUCACAAGCAAGGACGCGCCAUCGACAUCCUUUUCGCCGAAGAACUCGGUUGGAUAAUCGAAGUAUUACCGGACGAUCUCAGCCAUUGCUUAACAUUGUAUCAAAAACACAAUGUUUCUGUUUACGAAAUCGGAAUGAGCGUCGGAUACGGUAUUAAAUCAAAGGUGGCCAUCACUGUGAACAAUGCGUGCAUCGAGAGCACGGUUUUGCCUUUGAUGAAGAUGUGGGAGGAGACGAGUUACCAAUUGGAGAUGAGGCAAUGCAUAAAGGAGUGCGCCAAAUCUGAAUAUGAUGGUCUGGAGAAGAGGAGAGGCCCCGUCUAUUGCCUAUCCUUUGACCCAGAUUACUAUAAGGUUAUCGAGGAGAAGAAGGAAAUCAACGUGGCCGUGAUUAGGGAGGAAGGAACAAACGGUGACAGGGAAAUGGCUGCAGCUCUGCACAGGGCCGGCUUCAGAGUGUGGGACGUCACGAUGCAGGAUCUUCUGAGCGGCGCCGUCACCUUGGAUAAAUUCCGAGGUGUCAUUUUCCCAGGCGGAUUCAGCUAUGCCGAUGUGAUGGGAUCGGCGAAGGGCUGGGCGGCGAGCAUAAAGUUUAACGGGAAACUGCAGGAGGAGUUCGGGAAAUUCGUGGAGAGAGAGGACACGUUCUCUUUGGGUGUUUGUAAUGGUUGUCAGCUGAUGGCUUUGAUCGGUUGGGUUGGAACAGAUUCCGAUAUUAUGCUGGAGCAUAAUAAAUCCGAGCGUUUCGAAUGCAGAUGGUCGGCAGUCGAGAUUCCGAAAUCCAAGUCAAUCAUGCUACGCGAUAUGCAGGAUUCUGUGCUGGGUGUUUGGGUUGCUCACGGCGAAGGCAGGUUUGCCUUCAAGAAUGAUCAAGUGUAUAAGGGUUUAGUGAACGAUGGAUGCGUUGCUCUGAGGUACGUCGACGAUAAUGGUAGACCCACCGAAGAGUAUCCGAUGAAUCCGAAUGGAAGCGUCCAGGGUUUGGCCGGUGUUUGCUCGAAGGAUGGGCGUCACCUGGCGAUGAUGCCUCAUCCGGAGAGGUGCGAGCAGCUGUUCCAAUGGCCUUACAAGCCUCAAGAAUGGAAGAUUUACAGUAAGAGUCCGUGGGAGAAGAUGUUCAGGAAUGCGUACGAAUGGUGUUUAGGACAAUAAUCAUUAUUAUACGCAUAAUUGUUUUGUAGUAUUUUCUUUUUUUGUUGAAACAAAAAUGUU
Molecule: messenger RNA, 4116 nt
Organism: Nicrophorus vespilloides
Lineage: Eukaryota; Metazoa; Arthropoda; Insecta; Coleoptera; Silphidae
Product: phosphoribosylformylglycinamidine synthase
Exons: 8
Coding region: 28-4056 (1342 amino acids)
Biological process (GO): 'de novo' IMP biosynthetic process
Molecular function (GO): phosphoribosylformylglycinamidine synthase activity
Source: RefSeq, a predicted model, not a curated record